This is a messenger RNA of Solanum tuberosum (potato), 364 nucleotides long. RefSeq lists its product as uncharacterized. The coding region runs from base 8 to 364 and encodes 118 amino acids. The record is from RefSeq and is a predicted model, not a curated record. Lineage: Eukaryota; Viridiplantae; Streptophyta; Magnoliopsida; Solanales; Solanaceae. The transcript has 3 exons.
CCAGGCGAUGUUUAAUAACUUUAAGACUAUGUGUACUUGGGAGUCGAGGUACAAUUUGGUCAUUGGGACCACAUUUGAGAGGAAGGCAUCCACCAAACUGUCUAGCUGGCUAAAGAAAGUUUGGGAUAGUGGUGAACGUCCCGGUUGGAUGUUGCCUCAUGUUUUUGAUGAAUUGGGUCAGUAUUGGAACACAGACAAGUUUAAGGCAAUAUCAGAUCAAGCCAAAAAGGCUAGAGGCAGUCUUAAAGGUGGCUCGUUGCACACCGGAGGUGCAAAGACAGUUGGAACAAUUGCACGAGAGAUGGAAAAAGAAUUGGGACGCACUCACAUUGAACCAGAGGUUUUCAAGGAAGGCAGAAAAUGA